AUGGGGGCGGUCCCACCAAAGGUCCGCAAGACGUCAAUCGACAAAGCCAAAGCUAAAACCGUCUCCCACGAUACAAAGACAUCCGCAGAGAAACCCAACAAGAACCCCGUGACAGCCGAGAAACGCCCCAAGCGCUUCCGCGCGCAGCCCCCGCGCUCAGUCGCCGAACGCCUCGGCCGCGCAAAGCACCAGCGGAUGUACAUUCUCUCUCGCAGCGGGCAGCAGCUGUCCGCGACGACGGGGGAGUGGGAGGGGCCGUCCGAGAUGUUCACCAUGGCCGGCAGCACGGGGAACGUGUACACGAUCCACAUCGGCGCGGUGCCCAGCUGCGACUGUCCGGAUGGGCAGAAGAGCGGGACCUGCAAGCACAUCUUGUACGUCAUGCACCGGGUGCUGAAGGCGCCGGACGAGCUCGUGUACCAGGCGGGACUGCUCCCGGGCGAGCUCGCCGAGAUCUUUGCGCAUGCGCCGCGCCAACGGACUGACACUAGCAGUCGGAAGCCCGUUGAGGAUAACGAUUGUCCCAUCUGCUUCUGCCCCUUCGCGAAGGGCGAGCAGAUCGUCUGGUGCAAGGCCCAGUGCGGCACGAAUAUCCACAAGAGCUGCUUCGACCAGUGGAAGGCGACGAAGGGAAAGGGGAGGGUCACGUGCGUCAUGUGUAGGCAGCCGUGGCAGGAGGAGGAUGCCGAGGCCGUCACUGAGGUGCUGAAGGAGGGCGGCGGCAAGGUCGGCGCAGAUGGGUAUGUCAAUGUCGCCGACGAGCUGGGCAUGAGCGGCGUCAGGGACUAUAGCUCGUACAACCCGUGGUUCACCGGAGAGGCGCAGAAUUCGUGGGGACACGGAAGGUACUAUGACGGAUACAAUCGUUAG
This is a messenger RNA of Tricharina praecox, 870 nucleotides long. RefSeq lists its product as uncharacterized. Lineage: Eukaryota; Fungi; Ascomycota; Pezizomycetes; Pezizales; Pyronemataceae. Gene Ontology annotation, molecular function: ubiquitin protein ligase activity; zinc ion binding. Bases 1 to 870 code for a protein of 289 amino acids. The record is from RefSeq and is a predicted model, not a curated record. The transcript has a single exon.